This is a messenger RNA of Cylicostephanus goldi, 582 nucleotides long. NCBI's taxonomy places the organism in Eukaryota, Metazoa, Nematoda, Chromadorea, Rhabditida, Strongylidae. The record is from the annotation of a GenBank genome assembly.
AUGUGGGAUAUCUUGGCAUAUGGAUGGUCACUGCCAGCAACUCUUGAUAAUUCAAAUGCAUCAUCGAUGGUACCAGUUCCAGUAUGUUGUCGACCACUCAUGGAAAAUCAGCCGUCUAUCAAGGUCUGGUGCGCCACGGCUGUGACAUUGCGUGGAGGACUAGACAAGGAUGGAAAGUUCAUCACCGGUGAUCCCAUCUACUUUUCUCCGAGGGCUGCUGUAUUACCGAAAGGAAAAGAGGGCAGCGACAAACUUGAGGAUGAAAUCACGCGAGCACGAGCUUUGGAUGCUCGAGAGUGUGAAUUGGCUGAGUGGGAAUCUUCGUCAGUGGUGUGGAUUGGUAGUUCUAAUCAGGGCAAGAGCCAUGUAGCAAUUCUCGAUGCUAACAAUCCGAACAAUGUUAUCGAAACGUUCCUCGCUUGUGAAAGCAUCUCGGAAGGUGAACCGUUCAUUGAUGACAUUGUUGCCAAAAACUUUUUAUGUGGUGGAGGAAAAGUCAAAGAUCUACCAGAAAGUAUUGACGGAACCGAUUUGGGCGCUUGUGAAUGGGUAGAGUUGCGAAGAAUGGAAGAUUCUGAGGAU